UGGGUGUUGGCUGGGGAUAUGGUGCAAACAUGUUGACAAAAUACUUGGCAGAAGUUGGUGAGAAAACACCUUUGACAGCUGCUACUUGUAUAGACAAUCCUUUUGAUUUGGAGGAGGCCACAAGAUCAACUCCUUAUCAAAUCGCUUUAAAUGAAAACCUCACUGGUGGGCUUAUAGAUAUUCUACGAUCUAAUAAGGAGCUAUUUCAAGGCCGGGCAAAAGGGUUUGAUGUGGAAAAGGCUUUAUCGGCCAAAUCUGUUCGUGACUUUGAUGAGGCAAUAUCUAUGAUCUCUUAUGGAUUUGAGGACAUCGAAGACUUUUACUCCAAAUCUAGUUCGCGAAGCUUAGUUCGCAAUGUGAAGAUUCCUGUUCUUUUUAUACAGAGUGAUGAUGGAUCAGUUCCACUGUUCUCCAUUCCACGUGGUUUGAUUGCAGAAAAUCCUUUUACCAGCCUACUUCUAUGUUCUUGUUCUUCGUAUAGAGGUACAGUAUCUUGGUGCCAGCAUCUUACUAUUGAGUGGCUUACUGCAGUGGAGCUUGGACUCCUAAAGGGCCGUCAUCCUCUUCUAAAAGAUGUUGAUGUCGCCAUCAGUCCCUCAAAAGGCGUAGCUUUUACGGAAGGUACGUUGACUGGUAAAGGAAGAAACACUAAGAUGCUUUUGGAUCUUUCUAGAUCAAAUUCUAUAAAUGGCUAUUCUGUUGGUCCUACAAGAGACGUGUUAGAAGAUGGUAGUACAACUGCUAGUAUGCACCUACAGUCCGGACAAGAUUCACUCAGAGAUGUGUCAGCACAGACCAACCCUCAUGAAGGAGAGCUGGUCAGAGAGGAAGCCGUACCUGAAGAUGAGGAAAUAGGGCAAGUUUUAAAAACUGCACAAUUAGUUAUGAAUAUGCUUGAUGUGACUAUGCCCGGAACUUUGAAAGAAGCAGAGAAGCAGAAGGUAUUGGCUGCUGUUAAUCAAGGAGAAACAGUUAUGAAAGCUUUGCAAGAUGUUGUUCCAGAAGAUGUUCGUGAAAAACUCAUGGAAACUGUAUCCGUAAUUAUGCAUUCUCAAGGCACGAACUUAAAACAAGGAUUUGGCAAAUGGGACAGUAGCAAUCAAGUUGGGUCGGAGAAAGCUACUGCUGGACAAGGAACAGAAUCUCAGCCUUCAGACAAUAUACAAAAGUCUGGGGAUGUAAGUCAAUCUCAAUCAGCAGGUGGAAAUCGCAGUGAUAUGUCUUCUUCAGUCAAGAAGGAUACAAAUGGGACUGAUACCAAUCAAGUUGGCACGGAGAAAGCUACUGCUGGACAGGGAUCAGAAUCUCAGCCUUCAGGCAAUAUGCAAAUGUCUGGGUCUCAACCAGCAAGUUGGGAUCACAGUGAUAUUUCUUCUUCAGUCAAGAAGGAUACAAAUGAAUCAGGAAAAAUUAAUGAAAGUGAUGCUCUCAAUAAGGAAAAGGCUUCUCUACAUGCUGACUUGAUUGAACCAGGAUCAGAAACUAGUGCUAAGCCUAAUUUGACUACCCAAGCAGAGAAGGAAGGUAGCACGAACGAAAUACUUAGUGGUGAAUCCAAAGCGGACGAAGAUGGUGGAGGCCAAACUGAAACGAAGGAUGAUAAUAAUUCCCAGCAAAAGGAAGAAAAAGUCGUGGAUUCUUUGACUGACCAGAAUAAAGUGGCAUCUGCAGGAUCUUCUGAAACCAAACCAGAGGAAGGGGAAAGGAAUGAUGAUCAGAAAAAAGAUCUGCAACGUUCAACCGAUCAAAAUAAGCCCUCCAUCACUGAUUCCAAUACUAAAUCCUUCAGUGUUUCUCAAGCAUUAGAGGCUCUGACAGGGAUGGAUGAUUCCACCCAAGUGGCUGUUAACAGUGUGUUUGGCAUGAUAGAAAAUAUGAUUGAUCAAUUUGAGGAAAAAGAAAAUGAUUCUAACGUUGGACACAAGGUCAGGACUGAGAAUAUUGAAUCUCUGCCUGAGACGCAAGAUACAUCUGAAAAAGAAGAGGGCAGUGAAAAUGAUAGCAAAUUAAGAGAAACAGAAGGCAUGAAAAAUAACCCGAGUAUGAUUUCUGAUAGAUUAUAUGAUCCUCCCACACAUAAUGGCAAUGGCACAGCCUUGGAGGAUGACUCAACUAGUGAAUGGCUGCAGAAGGAAUCCCCACAAAGUGCAGCAGCCUUUGCCACAAAGUGCUGCAUUUUUAGGUCAAUAGUUGUGUAUCCGUGCCUGUCUGCAUAUUCAAUCUUUGUGAUUCUCGCACUCUGUGGGAGUGUUAUGUAAAUAUUUGUAAUUGCAUGAGGGGAGAUUUGAAGCAAAAAAGAACAAUGAAGAUAUUGUGGCAACAUUAUCGUCGUCAUUAUGUAUAGUUUACGCUACAAUGUCCCGUUAAAAAUGCCCUCCGAGCACAAG
Molecule: messenger RNA, 2387 nt
Organism: Hibiscus syriacus
Lineage: Eukaryota; Viridiplantae; Streptophyta; Magnoliopsida; Malvales; Malvaceae
Exons: 6
Coding region: 30-2258 (742 amino acids)
Molecular function (GO): monoacylglycerol lipase activity; short-chain carboxylesterase activity
Source: RefSeq, a predicted model, not a curated record